AUGAGCGGCUUCGCCAAGGACCAGCUCUCGGGCGACGGGCCGUCGAAAUGGACUCACCGGGCAAAGGCAUUCCUCCUCGUCUGCUCGCAUCGCAUGUGGCGGGGCGGUCCGCGAUCCAUACUGCAGAUCUCCGCCGUGGCCUUUGUCCUGCUCAUGCUCUUCUACUUCGUCCCGCUGCAGCUCGACGACCGCUACCAGCAGAUGCUCACCUGGUCCGCGCCUGACCCGUCUGCCACGGGCGACCUUCGAAUCGUCGUCUUCGGCUCGCAGGACUUGCUGGGGAGCGCGCCUGAUGCGAAGCAUACUCGGCAAUCAUGGCCGGAACACCUCUGCAGACAGCUCAACUGCCGCUCCGUUCUGUCCUUUGUUCCCCCGGUCGAAUCGCAGCCCGGCCUCACCUCCAACAGCCUCUACGGCACGGAGAUACGCGCCCUAGAAAUGUUCAACGAGCAGGCGAACCUUACCGAGAAGCCAGCCCUCGACAACUUCUACAUCCCGGAGCAGUACCCGGUGCCGUCAAAAACGCCCGACCUGGAGGCGCAGGUGCAAGAGUUCCUGACAAUGUCCCCCCCUAAGGUGCCGCCUCGGGAGACGCUAUGGGUAUUUACCUUUGGCACAUGGGAGACUUGGAACCUUGCCUCACUGCCGCGAGAAACUGGCGAAAGACUCAUCGAGGAGUCGAUCACGAACAUGUUUACCCAAAUCGAACUGCUCUACCGGAAAUCGCUGAACCCAAAGUCGCCCGCCUUUUCCGACUUCUGGUCCAACGUUACCCAGGCGCAGGUCCAGGCUCUCACCAACCCCGACAACGACGUGGACGAGCGCAAGUUGGAGAGCUUCCGCGUCGUGAUCCCGCAGCUCUUCGACAUCACCCUCGCCCCGGGCUGGCAGAACCGCCCGGAUCCGUCUGCGCCGCAAUCGAGGGGCGUCCAUCUGCGAAACGCUGCAUACCUCACGCAGAAGUGGAACUCGAUCGUCUCCAAACAGCUGGAGGACUGGAGGAGGAAGGGCGACUCCAAGCCUGAGGGCAUCGAAAACGAGGGCAUCGACACGGCCUCGACGGUUCCGACAAUGUCUUCUCUGCUGCAGUAUCUCCCGGAAUCGCUUCGGCCCAAGGCAAAGGACAAUAACGACGCUACCAAGGAAGAUGUCAUUUAUGCGCCCUACCCACGGCGCCUGGGGCUACAGUCCACGCUGGUCAGCAAUGUCUUGGAUGCCAUGACGGAAGAAGAGAUGCAGAGGUCUGGCCUGAGAGACAGCAGAGGCCGAGGCACCAGGCCUGCAGACGAUGCGAUGCGGUUCUUUGACGUCUGGACGCCCUGUACCGCCGGUAAUCGAGCGGUUGUUGGCAUCGGCAAGGCUUAUGCCAAUGGCGGCCAAGAAUGCGAGGUCCCGAACGACCACCUAUUCUACGACCAGUUUACCUUUGGAGAGCGUGCCAAGGAGGAGCUGGCGAAGAGGACCUCUGAUCAAAUUCGCGAGACACUGUUUGUUUCAUAA
This is a messenger RNA of Trichoderma citrinoviride, 1500 nucleotides long. RefSeq lists its product as hypothetical. Bases 1 to 1500 code for a protein of 499 amino acids. NCBI's taxonomy places the organism in Eukaryota, Fungi, Ascomycota, Sordariomycetes, Hypocreales, Hypocreaceae. The transcript is spliced from 2 exons. The record is from RefSeq and is a predicted model, not a curated record.